Messenger RNA from Trichoderma harzianum CBS 226.95, 1957 nucleotides. RefSeq lists its product as hypothetical. The transcript is spliced from 2 exons. NCBI's taxonomy places the organism in Eukaryota, Fungi, Ascomycota, Sordariomycetes, Hypocreales, Hypocreaceae. Bases 241 to 1491 code for a protein of 416 amino acids. The record is from RefSeq and is a predicted model, not a curated record.
ACCGACCCGUAUGCGGCAGGUCACGAUUCUCGCCUGGCGCUGACCCAGACUCUCUCGCUGCUUCGAGGGCAGAAAAAAAAGGAUCCUGAGAAGCUCCCCAAAGGCUGCCUGAGAGUCGCUGCUGCUGCCGUUGCCGCCGCUGCUGCUUUCACGGGCUGCCGCUGGGGGUCGUGUCCAGCCUGACUGGGCACCUGAAUCCGAUUCCGAGCCUCGGGAGUCUCAGCCUCAUCCGCUCCCGCCAUGUCUGAAGACGACAUCGACCUCGCCGGCCACGACGGACAAGGGCCCGGCCGAGUCGACCGCGACCGCCGGGCGCCCAGGUUCAGCUGGACGCCCGCCUACGAGGCCACCUUCUUCCGCAGCCUGUGCGAGAGCGUCCAGCUGGGCAUGCGAGAAAACAGCAGCUUCAAGGCCGAGGCCUGGGAGCGCGCCGCCCAGGCCCUGCAGGAACACCACGGCGCUUACCCGGCUAAAAGCCAUCUGAUCAACAAGAGCGACAAUGCUCGGAAACGCUUUCGACUGUGGCGAGGCCUUCGAGAGGACCCGGACUUUAUUUACAACCCCGUGUCGAGGACGGUGACGGCGACCGAGGAGGCAUGGAGAGCGCAUAUCGAGCGAGAGCCUUUGUCGCGAGCCCUCAGGGGGAGGCCCUUUGACCACGAGGAAUACAUGGAGGUGCUGUAUCCGGACGUGGUUGGGUCGGGGGGAGCUCCCAAGAGAAUCAUGAAGCCUCGACGAAAGACUGACGGCCAGCCUUGCGACGACUCGGAGAUGCCAGGGACUGGCGUGUUGAAUCUGCAAACCGACCCGACACCGCUCAUAACAGAAACCACCGACUCGCCGAGCCAACAGCCGCCGCCGCACAAGAGUCCGCAGAACCAAGCGUCGGCAGCUUCUUUAUCCGCUUCUGGAACUCAGCAACGACCGACUACAGCACCUUCGAUACCUCGCAAUCUCACCGCCGCACAAGGCGCAGCUCUGACGCCCCCUGAAGAGUCGGUUCCCCAAAGCCGGAAGCGUCCUUCGCCCAUGGGUCCCCUACAGUCUGCCGGCGACCUGGCUCAGUCAACCUCCGGGCCAGCUAUCCCACCAUCAGCACUGCCAACCUCGCCAGAAAAGCGCCGCCGACUGUCGUCCAGAGACGACGUUACUUCCAAUACAAGCGCAGCUACUCCAUUGCUUGGAUCAUCCGCUCUCCCGGUCCCGGGCACCAGAUCCACAGUCGAGCCUCGAUCGCGUCCAGAAACUCAGGUUGCCGGACUUCAGUCCAUCUUGGAGGAGCUUGUCUCUCUGUCAAAAGCGAGCAGGGCGCGUAUGUGGAGGGAGGAAGCUGUUGACCUACUAUUCAAAGAAUUCGCAACCGAAGACGCAGACGUGCAGAUAAAAAUUUCCGAGAAAGUUUUAAACGACGAACACAAGGCCAUGGUGUUUUGCAAGAUGCCGUUGCAUCUGAGGCAGCACUGGGUCAAACGACUUCGUGGCCUCGGAUAAUGAAAGAGCGACUUGAAAGAUACCCCACCUGGCCCUGGCAUACAUGAUACCAGUACCAUGAAACUGAUUUUUUCUUUUUGUACGAAAGACCAGAGACGGAGCAGUUUUGAUGUUGGAAUAUUUUUAAACUUUUUAGCGGCGUGAUGGUGUCGAGGACUCAUGUGGAAGAGGCGUGUUGAGAGAUACCAUGAUACCCAGAUUCGCGGCGUUGGAAUCACUUUUGCAUUUCAGCGAAGAUUGUUGUUGUCGUUAUACAUAAUACGGACGGCCGAAUGGCGUUGUGUGUUAUUGCAUUCAUGUUGACUCGCUGUCAUGAAACCACCUUCUUGUUUGUACCAUUUUUUUCAUCUUCAUCUUCAUCAUCUUCUUUCUUGUUCUUCACCAUAUACCUUUCGGGCUCACAAGCCAAUUUUUUUGUCACGACGAUGAGUUGAGGGAAGUUUAUCGGUCAUUUGAGAUGAAUAGC